CACCGCCGGAGCUCAUCCAAGCAGUAGGAGGUGCCUCCGCUUACGUCUUCAGCUCCUUCCUCUCCCCCCUGAAGCUGAUGCUUCCUACUACUCCCUCUUCCUCCUCUUCCGGCGGCAUUUCAGUACAUUAGACGAGACUUUAGCUUUACUUCAUCUUGAUCAGAACCGUCUUUAGUAUGGAUUUUAGGCCUUCUUGCGUUGUCUUCUCUAGUGCUCACUCUUCGUCUUCUUGUGAUUCCAAUUCUGCUUUCGAUUCAGCUUCAGCUUUCAUGUGUUUAGGACCUGAUCUCCCCGAGCAUACCUUGAAGCCUUCCUAUUCUGAAUUCGCCGCUUCUGCUUCUCCCAUUCUUGAUUCCGCCUGAUCUUCCUUGAUUCUCGUUUUUUCUUCUUUUCACUGUUUUCUCUCUAAUUUCACGUUGCCCAGAGCAAUCUCCAAGUUGGGGAAUGAAAAGAUGUUGAGUACGUUACCUUCUGUUCCAGUUCUUUUUAGCCACUCACGGCCAUCAUUCACCGUGCCAGCCACCGGGGCUUCUUCAGCAUUCUGCACCGCUCGGUGUAAUCCUUGCUUCAAGGGGUAUGGUCUCAAGGACAAUUACUGUUCAUCCAUGAGGAGGUGGAGGAGCCUUAGGAGCACUUCAUCUACUUCGGGUUCCGCUUAUCAUCUCAUUACCAAUCAGCUAACCAGUGACUCUCCCCGUCACAAAAUUUUCCAGGAGGUUGAUCUGUAACACGUGUUUAUUUAUACUUCACUCCGAUUUUCUGAUAUUUCUGGGAAUUUAAUGUAAUUGUCAGGUUAUUAAGGAUGCAAGGGACAAGUUCACUCGGGAGAUCUCUUUUCAAUCUAAGGACAAAGACAUUUCUCUUGCCAAGGCCCUGCUGUAUAUUGCAGCUGAAGAUGAGGCGUUUGUGGCAUUCAAUAGAGAGAUGGAUGUUCAGUACCUCUCUCGUGAAAGGGGAAAUGUUUCUGUCCCUAAUGAUGCCCAAGAGUGGGAUUCUGUGGAGCAAAUGUCUUUGGGGGGAAAGAACAUAAAUGAGUGGUUGAGUGAGUUAGACAGUAUUGCCAAAGAAGUUGAAGCAGAGCUUGUUUCAAGAGAGAUAGGCUGCCAUCUGGGUGAAGUUCUGGAGGCUGUAAAUGUUGUCCUUUUUGAGUUGAGAGGCUUUAAAAGAUUACCUGUUCUUGCGGAUUCCAAGCAUUCUUACUUACACUCAGUACUAAGCUCUGGACGUGGCAGUGCAAUUUUGCUUAGCGUAAUCUACAUUGAAAUUUGUCGACGACUUGGACUAACCAUUUUGGGAUCUCGAGUUGGGGAAGAUUUUUUGAUAUGGCCCCAGACCUCAUAUCCUGAGGAGCUCUUCAAAGUAACUUCUGGACGCAGCUUGUUUGCUAUUGUCAAUGGAAAUUGCGUGGAGGACCCUAAAUCAUUGGCAUCAGAAUUAACUAGCACUUCACUUUUAGGGCUUGAGAUAGCAAAAAACCGUGAUAUUAUUGGGAUUGCUCUGGCGAACUUGAUUAGGCUUCACUGGAAGCGUGCUUCAAGAUCAAAUCCUGGAUUGAUGCUUACUUCUCCUCUUAGGCAAGUUCAUACUACUGACAAGGUGGAUAAUCCAAACGUUCCUUUGUUGCGGCCUCAAGAUCUUAGACUUGCUAUCAUGGCUUUGGAAAGAUUAUUGAUUCUGCAGCCACAUAACUGGGCACUGAGGAGAGACUAUGGCUUGAUGUUGUACUUUGAUAGGGACUUGGGAGGGGCAGUGCAAGAGCUCAGCAUUUGUAUGGCCUUUGCCCCUGAAGAAGAGGUGAAAAUUCUGGAACCUUUUGUCGAGAAAUUGCAUCUAAUGCGACUUGAAUUAUCAUGGAAGCAAUUGGGGAUGCUGGUCACCUGACAGUACCUUGACCUUGUAUAUACUUUUCUAUCGAUACAGCCUAGUUCGAUACAGUCUGUCACUGGGUUGUAUUUGGCUUAAUGAAUGUUCCCUCUCAGCAAUGUUUGAAGACAUUUAAAAGUCCUAAGAUAGUAUUAAGAUGGCAUCCUGGCCCUCUGGGAAUGUUGAUUUCCUAGCAUUAGAUUAGAGUGUUAGAUGUUUUACUUUAUGAAGCAUGAUAUUUUCUUCAAUGCCAGCAUGAGCAUGCCGCCUAGCUGCCUGUUCAAAUUAAAUAUGCUGCCCCACAACUGUUGUUCCAUGCAAGUCAAAAAAGAAAGGGGAGGAAAAUGCUGUUUUCAUGCCUGGCAAAUUCCACCUUCAGAUCUUUUAAAUAGCUUAGUCAACUAUGAUAACCACUAGAUCAACUCAAAAUAUGUAUACUACUAAAAAUUUUUAUUAAUAAAUAUUCCAAUAGAAA
This is a messenger RNA of Rubroshorea leprosula, 2338 nucleotides long. The record is from the annotation of a GenBank genome assembly. NCBI's taxonomy places the organism in Eukaryota, Viridiplantae, Streptophyta, Magnoliopsida, Malvales, Dipterocarpaceae.